AUGAAGACCGACGAGAUCAACAAAGAGCAGACGGCUCACAUCGAGCAUUCGUCGCCGACUGCCGAGAACAAGGAGGCCCAACAAGCCUCGGCCGCUGAGCGUCAGACCACGUUCUGGGAGGCCCUCAAAAGCAACCACAAGGCGGCGCUAUGGUCGGCUGCCAUUUCCCUGACAAUCAUCAUGGAAGGCUAUGAUGUCGGCCUCAUCUACCAAUUCUUCUCCUAUCCGGCCUUUCAACGGACAUUCGGGGCAUACCGUCCAGAGCAAGAUGGCUACGAAGUCUCCGGGCCCUGGCAAGCUGGUCUCAGCAACGGUGCCAAUGCCGGUAUAGUCAUUGGUGGCUUUUUGAACGGAUACCUAUCAACACGAUAUGGAUACAAAAAGGUCCUCUUAGGCUCGCUCUUCUUUAUGAAUUGGUUUAUCUUUAUCCUGUUCUUCGCAUCUUCGGCGCCGGUGCUCCUCGUUGGACAGAUCCUAUGCGGAUUUACCUGGGGAGUCUUUGCCACGACAGGACCAGCUUACGCGUCGGAGGUAUGCCCGCUGGCCCUGCGUGGGUAUCUGACCUGCUAUGUGAAUCUUUGCUGGGCCAUUGGCCAAUUCAUCGCCUCAGGGGCUCUUUACGGGCUACUAAAGAUCGAAAACGAAUGGUCCUAUCGAAUUGCAUAUGCCCUGCAAUGGAUCUGGCCCGUCCCUCUGUUCAUCCUGAUCUUUUUUGCUCCGGAAUCCCCCUGGUGGCUAGCCCGGAAUAACCGGCUGGACGAUGUCUACAAAUCACUCGCGAAGCUCGACAAUCGCGGUCAGGAAUCGCACCAGAAGACGUUGGCGCAGAUCCUACACACGCUGGAGCUCGAGCAGAAGAUGGAGGCUGGCUCGAAUUAUCUAGACUGUUUUCGAGGAAUCGAUCGACGUCGCACCGAGAUUGUCUGCAUGAGCUUUGCUGGCCAAGUCUUGUCGGGCUCUGCUUUUGCCUACACGCCCACCUACUUCUUUGUGCAGGCGGGAAUUAGUACGGACAACGCCUACCAGAUCGCCGUCGGGGGCACGGCCAUUUCCUUCGUCGGAACGGUGAUUUCAUGGUUCCUGCUCGGUCGCUUCGGUCGUCGCCAGCUAUACGUGGGCGGAAUCGCCACCUUGACUUGUCUACUGCUCAUCAUCGGCAUCAUUGCGUCGGCAUCCGAAUCCGGCGGCGCCAAAUGGGGGCAGGCUGCUUUAUGUCUGGUGUGGCUUUUCACUUAUUCCACCACCCUAGGCCCCAUUACUUUCACCAUCAUCUCCGAGACGUCGUCCAUCCAGCUGAGAGCCAAGUCCGUUUGCUUGUCGCGGAACGUCUAUAACAUCACGCAAAUCAUUGCGAAUAUCAUUGAGCCGUACUUGAUCAACCCGACGGAGGCUGAUCUGAAGGGCAAGACAGCCUACUUCUGGUUCGGCACGGCGGCUUUGACCACACUCUGGGCCUAUUUCCGUCUACCAGAGUGCGCCGGCAGGACGUACGAUGAGCUGGAUGUCAUGUUUCAUCAGAAGGUGCCGGCCAGGAAGUUUGCCAAACACCAAGUCAACGUUUAUGAUGCGGAUGCGAGAUGUAUGUUAGACAACUCCCAAGAGAGCACUACUUAG
Molecule: messenger RNA, 1614 nt
Organism: Aspergillus steynii IBT 23096
Lineage: Eukaryota; Fungi; Ascomycota; Eurotiomycetes; Eurotiales; Aspergillaceae
Product: general substrate transporter
Exons: 3
Coding region: 1-1614 (537 amino acids)
Biological process (GO): transmembrane transport; carbohydrate transport
Cellular component (GO): membrane
Molecular function (GO): carbohydrate:proton symporter activity
Source: RefSeq, a predicted model, not a curated record